AUGGCUUUGUUCCAUAGAGAAGAUGCUGAUGCAAUUACCAAGAUUCCACUGAGUAGAAGGGUUGUUCUAGAUUCAAUCAGUUGGUUGCACAAUAAAAAUGGGAAGUUCACUGUAAAGUCUGCAUACAAGGUAGCAAGAAGAAUGAGAGGCAAUGGGAAUCGGGUUGAAUCUUCAGGGGGCUGUGUUGGAAAAUUUAUUUGGCCGGUCCUGUGGAAGCUUAGUAUUCCAAAUAAAAUAAAAAUUUUUGUGUGGAGGGCAUGUAAUGAUAUCCUACCUACACAGAUCAAUCUAGUGAAGAGAAGAAUUAUCAAUGAAGACAAAUGUCCUAUCUGUACAAGGGAGGUGGAGAUAGCUAUUUACGUGUUAUGGGGCUGUGUUGCUGUAACUGACGUGUGGGCUGGGACUGGUGGAGUAUCUUGUGGAGGACAGGUGAAGAACCCAACUAGUCUGAACAAGAAAGCUGAGGAGUUUUUGCAGGACUUUAAGCAAGCCCAAGUGCAUUUAACAAUGAGUCCAAUGAAGCAACCAAGUGGUGAAGUAUGGCAGCCACCUCCAUCAAUGGUAUAUAAGCUAAACUUUGAUGCAACAAUUUUUUCAAAAAUGGAGAAAUCUAGUAUAGGAGCAAUAAUUCAAAAUGAGAAGGGCGAAGUUAUGGCUGGUAUGUUUGCUAUUGGGCCGAGGAUUGAAACAAGUGAGGAAGCUGAACUUUUGGCGUGUAGAAGAUCUCUUGAAUUUGUUGUGGAUGCUAGUUUCACUAGCAUAAUGAUUGAGGGAGAUAAUACCAAUGUUAUGCAAGCUAUUUCUUCAAAUGUGGCUAACUUUUCAUUCCUAGGCCAUGUGGUUGAUGAUAUUCGCCAUUUAAUGGCUGGUUUACAGUGGGUUAAAACUAGUAACAUUAGGAGGGGAGGUGAUAAGGUAGGGGGGCUCGGGCCCUAA
This is a messenger RNA of Quercus lobata, 936 nucleotides long. RefSeq lists its product as uncharacterized. The transcript is spliced from 2 exons. Lineage: Eukaryota; Viridiplantae; Streptophyta; Magnoliopsida; Fagales; Fagaceae. The coding region runs from base 1 to 936 and encodes 311 amino acids. The record is from RefSeq and is a predicted model, not a curated record. Gene Ontology annotation, molecular function: nucleic acid binding; RNA-DNA hybrid ribonuclease activity.